Messenger RNA from Punica granatum (pomegranate), 1638 nucleotides. The record is from RefSeq and is a predicted model, not a curated record. NCBI's taxonomy places the organism in Eukaryota, Viridiplantae, Streptophyta, Magnoliopsida, Myrtales, Lythraceae.
CGAAUGAACGCUCCUCCCAUUUCGAGUCUUCGGACGAAAUCGCCGACUUAAAUCUCUUCAGCCCAUUUUCCCCCGAGAACCGACAUUUCCUUUCGGAGCUUCCUUUUCUGACGACCGAUGGGUUCGAUAGACCCGCCGAAGAGCGAGGACAACGGCUCGGCCACCGCCGCUGUCGAUCUGAAGUCGAUCGCCGCUGACGGCAUGCCCCCUCUCCCGGCGAAGCAAUCCAACGGAACCGUGACAGAGCCCGAUGCGGCGUCCAAAAGGAGGAAGGCGAGUAUGCUCCCGCUUGAGGUCGGCACUCGCGUCAUGUGUCGUUGGCGGGACGGGAAGUACCACCCCGUGAAGGUCAUCGAGCGGCGGAAGUUGGGCCCUAAUGGCCUCUGCGAUUACGAGUAUUACGUCCAUUACACUGAAUUCAACAGGAGGCUUGAUGAAUGGGUGAAGCUUGAGCAACUUGAUCUUGAUUCAGUGGAGACUGUUGUUGAUGAGAAAGUGGAGGACAAGGUGACUGGGUUGAAGAUGACGCGACACCAAAAGCGAAAGAUUGAUGAGACCCAUGUGGAAGGCCAUGAGGAACUUGAUGCUGCCAGUUUGCGCGAACAUGAAGAGUUCACAAAAGUAAAAAAUAUUGCUACGAUCGAGCUUGGCAGAUAUGAAAUAGAAACGUGGUACUUCUCUCCCUUCCCGCCGGAGUACAAUGACUGCUCUAAGCUCUACUUUUGUGAGUUUUGCCUCAAUUUCAUGAAGCGCAAGGAACAGCUUCAGAGGCACAUGAGGAAGUGUGAUCUUAAACAUCCCCCCGGUGAUGAAAUAUAUCGAAGUGGUACAUUGUCAAUGUUUGAGGUUGAUGGCAAAAAGAACAAGGUUUAUGGGCAGAAUCUUUGCUAUUUGGCAAAAUUGUUUCUUGAUCACAAGACUCUUUACUAUGACGUUGAUCUCUUUCUGUUCUACAUAUUAUGUGAAUGUGAUGAUCGUGGAUGCCACAUGGUUGGAUAUUUUUCGAAGGAAAAACAUUCGGAAGAAUCGUAUAAUCUAGCUUGCAUUCUCACACUUCCUCCUUAUCAAAGAAAAGGCUACGGGAAGUUUCUUAUAGCAUUUUCAUAUGAGCUUUCCAAGAAGGAAGGCAAGGUCGGCACACCUGAAAGGCCCCUUUCUGACCUUGGGCUGUUGAGCUACAAGGGAUACUGGACACGUGUUCUUUUGGACAUCUUGAAAAAACACAAAGGCAAUAUAUCUAUCAAGGAGCUCAGUGACAUGACUGCUAUAAAAGCUGAUGACAUUUUGAACACCCUUCAGAGUCUCGAUUUGAUUCAGUAUCGGAAGGGACAGCACGUAAUCUGCGCAGACCCGAAAGUGUUGGAUCGCCACUUAAAGGCAGCAGGUCGAGGCGGCCUCGAGGUCGAUGUUAGCAAAUUGAUAUGGACUCCCUACAGGGAGCAAGGUUAAAAGGUCACUGGGUGUUCUACUUCUUUGACUUGUAGCAUAAUUCUGGUUGUACAUAUAUGUAUGCUGCCGGCAGUAGCAGCGAUAACGGAUGGUUCUGAACUUGGAUAGUCUCUGGACCAGAAAAGUGGAUUGGUCCCUUCAAACGUCUAAUGUAGUCAGUGUUUGCUUUUAUAUGGUGUUGAUUCAAUC